Messenger RNA from Neopsephotus bourkii (Bourke's parrot), 6976 nucleotides. RefSeq names its product teashirt zinc finger homeobox 2 (gene TSHZ2). The record is from RefSeq and is a predicted model, not a curated record. Gene Ontology annotation, cellular component: nucleus. The transcript has 3 exons. Gene Ontology annotation, molecular function: DNA binding; DNA-binding transcription factor activity, RNA polymerase II-specific. NCBI's taxonomy places the organism in Eukaryota, Metazoa, Chordata, Aves, Psittaciformes, Psittacidae. Bases 1635 to 4745 code for a protein of 1036 amino acids. Gene Ontology annotation, biological process: regulation of transcription by RNA polymerase II.
CUUACACAAACUGUAGCUGAAUAUAGAGAAAUUAAUCCAUCUUUUCAGCCCCAAAUCGCUUUUAAACCCUCAAGGUGUUAACAGCAGUUGUGGGGAAUAAACGGAAAUGAAUAAAUGGGGCAGGGAAGUUAUCUCCCCGUCUCUUGUGGAACAACGCUGUUCAGAGUUCCCAUGUCCCGUCUCCCUCCUUGGGCUGGCCGCUUGCUGGCCUCUCUGGAAGGAUGAGACAGCCGGUGUGCUGGGACGGGACCUCGCUCUGGGUUACCAGGAGGGUGCAGCAGCACUCGAUGGAAGUUCCCGAUUCCCCCUAAUGCAGGUGGCGGGGGAAAGUCGGGGAGCUGCGGGGGCUUGUCCCGGACGGGCUGACCCCGCUCUGCCGGGCCAUCGGCGUGCAGGCGCUCCCUACUGCAGCCCUGCCUGCGCUUCACCUGAACUUCACCCAACUUCCCGUGUACGUCCAGCCACGCCGCUCCUAACCGCGGGGUGCCCGUUCGGGUGAGGAGGAGAAGAAGAUACGCUGGGAAAGCGCUCCGCUCCCCGGCUCCAGCUCCUCGCGGGCACUCGCCCCCGAAGCUGCGCUCGCCAGCCGGUGGUGCCGCCGCACGGGGGGAGCACCCUCCGCAGUCCCCGCCACCCUCCCGCCCCGCCGUAGAUCCCCGUUAUCCGCUUGUUAGAUCUGCAGUGACGCAGGGCGAGGGGCGCUGACCCCCCCUACCCCAAAUCCCCCCACUCGGGGCCGCCCCGUCGCGGCUCCCCCCAGCUCCCAGCCGUCGGCGCUCCCGGCAGCGCCUCCCUCGGGAGCCGAACUCCGCGGGCCCUGUCUCUUUAACGGCGCGGCGUGUGGCGGUGCGCGGAGCGGAUCGCGUCCUGUCACCGGGUCGCGGAGGAGGAGUUUGUUAAUGUUCAGUUUGCUCGGUGGAUCGAUGUUUGCUGGCAUCGCCUCGCCCUGCCUGUGUAUGUGUGUGUGUGCGGGUGUGUGUGUGUGUGUGUGCGUGUGUGUGCCUGUGCAGUGUGUGUGUGCGUGUGAACAGCAGAUUUCCUCCCAUCCAAAGCCUCCCUGUCCUCUCCCAUAUCACUCACCGCCUGGCAUCUGACAGCACGGAACCUGCAGCGCUCCGCGCACACGCACACACACACACACACACACCCGGGCACCGCUCCGCCAUACAGCUCUGCGAGGAGGAGGAGAGGAGAGGAAAGGGAGGAAGCAGCCAGCCCCACAGUCUUUCCAGAGCUGCCUUUUUUAAUAUAUACAUAUCUAUUUUGUUAUUUAUUUAUUGCCAUCCUCUGGCACUGUGAGCGCCUUUCAUUUGCUCCUGAGCUUGGAUGUUUGAAUCAAAGCAAAGCAAGUGUUGCAACAGUUAAAAAAAAAAAAAAAAAAAAGAAAGAGAAAAGAAAAAAGCCAACAAAAAAAAAAAAAAAAAAAAGAAGAAAGCGAGAGAGAAAGAAAGAAACCUAGAUCUCUAAAAUAAAAUAAAAACCAAACAGGUUCCUAUCAGUGAAGUGGGAAGGAGGGGGGCAGGGGAGGCUUGAGGGGGUGCCGAGGGAAGCGGCUGAGGCAGAGGAACACGGCUCAGGAGCGUCUCAGGGCUCUCGGAUCUGGGGACAGAAGUGAGAUUGGAGAAAGUAGAGCGAUGCCAAGGAGGAAACAGCAAGCACCCAAACGGGCUGCAGGUUAUGUCCAAGAGGAAGAUUUAAAGGAAGAGGAAGAUAUAAAGGAGGAGGAAGAAGAUGAUGAUGACAACAAUUCAACUGCUCAGCUCCAGGGCAGCAAUGACACUGGCACGGAUGAGGAACAUGAAGCGGGUCCUGAGCAGAAAGGGAACUUCAGUUACCAGAAUUCCCCUGUCAGUCAUGUAUCUAACCAGGAUGCUGAAAACGAAUCACUACUAAGUGACGGUAGUGACCAUGUGGCAGAUAUUAAAAGUAUUUGCUCUAGAGAGCCACAGGACCCCAAAACCAGCAGCCAUCCCAAAACCCAGAAUGAAGCACACAAUUGCAUGGAUAAAAUGACAGCGGUCUAUGCCAACAUACUGUCGGACUCUUAUUGGACAGGCUUAGGGCUGGGUUUCAAAUUGUCUAACUCUGAAAAGAGGAGUUGUGACAACAGAAAUGGAGGGAACAAAGCUGAUUUUGAUUGGCACCAAGAUGCACUGUCCAAAAGCUUACAGCAGAAUUUACCUUCCAGACCUGUCUCAAAACCCAACCUGUUCAGCUCAGUCCAGCUCUACAGGCAGAGCAGCAAAAUGUGUGGAACUGUGUUCACGGGUGCCAGCCGGUUUCGGUGCCGGCAGUGCAGUGCUGCCUACGACACUCUGGUAGAACUGACAGUUCAUAUGAAUGAGACAGGUCACUACCAAGAUGACAACCAUAAAAAGGACAAGCACAGACCUACCAGCUAUUCAAAGCCCCGAAAAAGGGCUUUCCAGGACAUGGACAAGGAAGAUGCACAAAAAGUUCUGAAAUGUAUGUUCUGUGGUGACUCUUUCGAUUCCCUUCAAGACCUGAGUGUUCAUAUGAUAAAAACAAAACAUUACCAAAAAGUGCCUUUGAAGGAGCCGGUACCAACCAUUUCUUCAAAACUGGUCACUCCAGCAAAGAAACGUGUGUUUGAUGUUAACAGGCCUUGUUCCCCCGAUUCCACGACGGGGUCUUUCUCAGAUACUUUUUCUCCUCAGAAGAAUGCGAACCUGCAGUUAUCAUCUAACAACCGCUAUGGCUACCAGAAUGGUGCCAGCUAUACGUGGCAGUUCGAGGCCUGCAAAUCCCAGAUUUUGAAGUGUAUGGAAUGUGGAAGUUCCCAUGAUACCUUGCAGCAGCUCACAACCCACAUGAUGGUCACUGGACAUUUUUUGAAAGUCACAAGUUCAGCUUCAAAGAAAGGAAAGCAACUUGUUCUGGAUCCUUUAGCUGUGGAAAAAAUGCAAUCACUGUCUGAAACACCUGCCAGUGACAGCCCGGUUUCAAAAUCAACGAGUAAAUCAUCUGCAGAGUGCAUAGCUCCCACCUCUGAACUAAAAAAAGAAAGUAAAAAAGAUAAAGCUGAUGAUGCAAACAAAGAUGAGAAAGCAGUAAAAACUGAGGAGUAUGAAGACGCUCUACAGAAAUCACUGGAUCCGACAAUGAAAUACCAGUACCUCAGAGAAGAAGAUUUAGAAGAUGGUUCAAAGGGUGGUGGGGACAUUUUAAAGUCCUUGGAGAACACUGUCACAACAGCCAUCAAUAAAGCUCAAAAUGGAGCUCCUAGCUGGAGUGCAUAUCCCAGCAUCCAUGCAGCUUAUCAGCUCUCAGAAGGAGCUAAGCCAUCUUUGCCUGUGGGUUCCCAAGUACUGCAAAUCAGGCCAACUAUCACCAAUAAACUGAGGCCCAUAGCUCCGAAGUGGAAGGUCAUGCCUCUGGUCCCUAUCUCAGCAAAUGUGGCCCAGUGCACUCAAGUGAAGAAGGAAACUGAUGACAAGGAGGAGGUACAAAAGGACUAUGCUAAAGAGAGUAUCCAAGCUGAGCCUGCCUCAGUCAACCAGAGCGAGAGAGAACCUCUCCUCAAAUCUGAAGCCUCUGUGGAGCCAAAAAAGACAGAACCAUGUCCCUUGAAAGAAGAAGACAAAAUUAAAGAGGACAGUGGAAAAGAAAAAACACUCCUCAAGGAAACAACAGUAGCUUCCCUUAGUAAUGGUUGUGCUGCUGCCAACCAUUCGUCAGACCUGCCGUGUGUCAACCCCCUCAGUGCGCUGCAGUCAGUGCUGAAUAACCACUUGGGCAAAGCCACUGAGCCUUUACAGCCUCAAUCCAGCUGCAGCCCCAGCUCUAGCACAAUUUCUAUGUUCCACAAAAGUAAUCUAAAUAUGAUGGAGAAGCCAGUUUUAUCUCCAGCUCCAACACCACCAAAGCCUGCAAGUGUAUCCAGGCACUAUUUAUUUGAAAACAAUGAUCAGCCUAUUGACCUGACCAAAUCCAAAGGCAAGAAAGCUGAGUCACCUCAAGCACAAUCUUGUACUUCUCCACCUCAAAAACAUGCUCUGUCCGACAUCGCUGACAUGGUCAAAGUUCUUCCCAAAGCUACUACACCAAAACCUGCGGCAUCUUCUAGGAUCCCAUCUAUGAAAUUGGAAAUAGAUGUCCGACGCUUUGAGGAUGUCUCAACAGAAGUCUCCACUCUGCAUAAAAGGAAGGGCAGACAGUCAAACUGGAAUCCUCAACAUCUUCUCAUUUUGCAAGCUCAGUUUGCUUCCAGCCUCUUCCAGACAUCUGAAGGUAAAUAUUUAUUAUCAGACCUAGGCCCACAAGAGCGCAUGCAGAUUUCCAAAUUUACUGGACUGUCAAUGACCACCAUCAGCCACUGGUUGGCAAAUGUCAAGUAUCAACUUAGGAAAACCGGAGGAACAAAGUUCUUGAAAAACAUGGACAAAGGACAUCCAGUCUUUUAUUGCAGCGACUGUGCAUCUCAGUUUCGAACCCCAUCUACUUACAUUAGCCACUUAGAAUCUCACCUAGGUUUCCAAAUGAAAGACAUGAACAGGCUGGCUGUGGAGCAGCAAACCAAGGUAGAGCAAGAAAUCUCCAGAGUUUCAGUUCAAAGAUCUCCUGAAACAAUAGCUGGAGAAGAGGACACAGACUCUAAGUUCAAAUGUAAGUUGUGCUGUCGGACAUUUGCGAGCAAACAUGCAGUAAAACUUCAUCUAAGCAAAACACACAGCAAGUCACCAGAACACCAUUCACAAUUUGUAGCAGAAGUGGAUGAAGAAUAACUCUUAAGGACGAAUGCCUUAGUUCCAGCUCUCCAGCCCAGGCUUCCCGCACCCUGCACGGCACUCCAAUCCUGACAUUGAACUCACAGCAACCCGGACCGCGAAGACUGCCAAAAAAACUCCAGCUAUUCUUCUUCAUCCUCACUAACAAUUUGGUAAUGAAGUAUUGAUUUCCACUCCCCUGCUUAUGGACGAUAUUAGAUUUUCAUUGAUAAACUGCACUGGGGCUGUCUGGUCUCCACUGUCCCUUUUUGCUGUCACUAAAACAAAGUGCCACUGAAGUAAGAUAAUGACUGAGAACAUUGAUGUACUUAUUUCGUCAAUUUGUAACACUUGACAGGAAAAAAAAAUUCUUCAUAGUUUAAUGUCCAAGUGUGCUACACAAGAUGCAGUCACAUUGGAAGCUUUACUUUUCAUGGUAAUGUCCAUUUCCUAUUUAUAACCCCUUUGGGAUAGUUUGUCUAAAGGAAAUGUUUCUAUUCUGUGCAGCUAUUACUGUUGCACCUGGGUUGCCCAAUCCAGUCAUUGCACUAGGGAUCAAUACAUCACAGUAAGUACAAGAAUUAUUAAGUUAAAACAGAUUCUGAGCCAAAAAACCUCUGAACAAUGUUAAUCUUCUGUGCAAGUUGUUCAAAUAGUUAUGCUUAACCAUGUUGCUGCCAAAGAUUUGUUUGAAAUGGAUUAUUUUCAGUUUGUUUUAUUCCUCAGAUAUAUAUAUAUAUUUAAAUCUCCAUUAUGGUUUACGAUGAGACAUAUGCAAUGGAGUGAUUUUUAAAACAAAAGUACUAUUAUUAGAUUAUUGAACAUUAUAUAGAUAUAGGUAUAUCUAUAUAUAAAUAUCACUAUAUAAAUAUCUAUAUAUAGAUAUAAAAGAACAAAAGUAGAAUUCCUUUCUCAGUUAGAUGGGUGUAAAUCUGAAGCUCUCUGUUAGAGUCGGUGGAGUUACAUUGGACUUAUGCAACCAGAAAUGAGAUCAGAAUCUGGUCUUCAUGCUCUCCGGCCGACCUGGCACAGAUGGGCUGGGAAGCACAGCUGACUUCAAGUCAACCGAGACCUGGGGAGAAGGGGGCUACAAAGAUGGCAAUUUCAAAUCUGUGCUGGUAACUUUUUUCAUUAAAACUUUGAGGUCCCCGUUUUAAUUUGUGGAAUAUUCACGUUAAUAAUGAGUUCUAAUUAAGACAUCCAUUAAAAGCCCGUUAAAGUUAAUUUAACGUAAAAAUUCCAAUAGAACUGUAUUAGAUUUUCUCCAUUAAAUUAACGUUAUGGAUUUUUAACGGAUGUCUUAAUUAUACAUUAUUAUUAACGGGAAUACUGUAUUACACAGAUUAAAAUCGGGUCCCGAGUCAACUCACAAAAUCUUCCAGGAUAUGCUAAUGUCACGAGUCUCACAUUACCUAGUGCACUGCUUGGAAAAUCAGGCACAGCCCUUUUUGCUCUCGCUGAGCAUUUCCUUGCAGCUACAGCAAUCUCCAGUAGACAAACCCAUCUCUGUGUCGAACGAUGAACUUUCCUUAUCCUCAAAGGAAAAAUAAGUCUGCAUCAGGUUGCAAAUCACUACUCCAUUGCAAAUGAAAUAUUCAAAGUAUGCUAGGCACAAGUUAAGAAGAGGAUCAUUCUCAAAUAAGAGAGGGCUUUGGGGUGUCUUUUACUAUUGUUUUUGUUUAGAUGUUGAAGGAUAUAAUUGCAGUGCAGCAUUCACGAAAUCAGACUAAACAUGUUUACUGCAUUCCCUGUGGCUUGUGCAGAAGGACCUGUUUUGGCAUUGUUUGGGAAAUUUUGACAUGAUCCCUAAACUCAACAUGAAGGAGAAAAAAAAGGCCCUUCUUAUUUACCUCCUAGGGAAAGUGUUGCCCUUAUGCCACAUAUAAUAGCAAAUUGCUUUUUUUAUGGCAUGCAUAACCUAGAUGGGAAAAAAUAUGGCGCUUGAGGGAAGGAGGGAAAAAGUAAAUGAAGUUCCAGGAAUGUCAUUCUGAAGUAAUGAGGCAUGGACAGAAAAUAUACCCCUCACAUCAUCGGAUUGAGAUGGCAGUCGAAAUAGCUUCAUUGAAGUGUCAGCACUCAUCCAUCAAUCAAUCAUCCACAAGGAAAAAUAACGACAGUACAACGGGGCGGCUUUUAUGGGAUUUACUCAUGGGCAUAGGGAAUAGCAGCUCAAAUGUAGUUCUGACAUGAAAAGCAAGGUGCUGAUAUUAUUUUUUAUGAUGGGAGGAUCAUAAAGUGAAUUGAGAACA